Messenger RNA from Closterium sp. Yama58-4, 2448 nucleotides. The record is from the annotation of a GenBank genome assembly. NCBI's taxonomy places the organism in Eukaryota, Viridiplantae, Streptophyta, Zygnematophyceae, Desmidiales, Closteriaceae.
AUGCGAGAGGCUAAGCGCAUAGCGGUGUCGCUGCUAUCGCCCGGGAAUCCCCGGGCGCUGCUCUUCCUGCAGCUGCUGCUCGUCCUGCCGUGCGUCGUUAUCGUCACGCUGCUCUUCUCCAUCCCGCGCGCCUACAAGCCAUCCAGGCCUGGGCUCAUCUCGCAGCGCUUCGCCGCCAUAAACACCGAGCUGGCCACCGUCGCCGUGCCGGCCGCUGCUGCCGGCGGCGCAGACGGCGACGGCGCUACGGCCGGCAACGUCGCCGCCGCCGCCGCGGCGGCGCUGGCGGCGAAGCAGCAAGAGCCGGUGCGGGCGAUGGACGUACACGUGGCAGUGACGGACACGAAGGCGACCAAGGCGGAGGCUGCGCGGAAGCAGGCGCAGGCCGAACAAGCGCGCAAGGCGCGGCUGAGCGCGCUGGUGCGCGGCAAGACGUCGUGCGGAUGCUUUCAAACGGUCUCAGGCCCGGGCGGCGCAUUCCAUGUGAUGUGCACAUGCAAUCUGCUCUGCUGGGACGGCCGCCAGCUCAUAGCACAAACCGCCAACCCGGAAGCCCCCAUCCCCUGCAACCAGCUCACCUCAGACGUCUCCCCAGACGCGCAAAUCGUAGCCCUCAAUUGCCAGGCCAAGAUCAACGGCCAGCAUCCACUCGAUCUGGUCCGAAAAGCCGGGGAAUUCCGGCCGAUCGCAACUCGACCAGCGGAUUGGAUCAGCACGCGGAAAGGCCCGGUGGCAUGGCGGCUAGGCAGGUCGUUUAUCCAGAGAAUGGAGGCCGGAACAGAGGACGUUUCAGCCUUUGUUGCUCGCUUCUUCCCCAUUCUGCUCGUGAACAACGCGACGGUUCCCGCGCUGCUGCCGCCCGUGCACCGGUUUGUGUUCCCCCGCGAUUCAUACUAUCGUGCUGUGCUGAAAGGGCUGGGCCCCGAUGGAUUCCAAGUGGGCGUUCUGGAACAGCUGCUGGGAGCGGCGUUUGAAUCAAACGGCAGGGGAAAUAACGGUUCCGCUGGUGCUGGUGCUGCUGGUGCGGCUGGUGUGGGUGGUCGUGCAGGCAGCAGGGAGUGGGAGAGAGCUAACUUGGUAGAUCCCCAGGAGCCGACGCUGCAAGGGCAGGACGGGGGAGGGGGUGCUCGUGUGGAGGACGAGGAGGGGCGGAAGGUGGAGUUUGAGGGGCAGUGGGCGGCAGCAACAGAGGAUGCUCCCAUGUGCUUUGAGCAUGUGGUGCUGCCAGGCGUACUGGAUGGGACCAUCUACCCCCUGGGUCGCAUCCAGGCUGAGAUAUUCCUGCAAAAGGUGGAUGCUAAGCUGGGAUUAGACACUGCUGCUGCUGCUGCUGCUGCUCCGGCUGCUGCUGCUGCUGCCGCUGCUGCUGCUGAUAGUGUCACUGCACCGGCUUCUGAUGCAGCUCCGCCGUCCUCAGCUUCGGCCGAACCAGCAGCCGACGCAACCGGCGCCGCGGUUGUCUCCCCACCGACAGCCUCCCACGUGGUCUUUGUGCGACAAGCAGACGCAGCCGUGCGAUCCAUAGUCCCAGACAGCCUCGAUUCCCUCAUCAAAUCUCUCCAAACAAAGCUCUCGUUCACCGUGACCGAAGCCGCCAUGCGCGAUACCUCCUUCUCCCGCUCCUACUCUGCCAUUCGCAGCGCCGAUAUCAUUCUGGGGCUACACGGGGAACAGCUUGCAACAGCCGCUGCUUUUGCCACCCGGGAAACCCCCGUGAUUGAGAUUAUGCCGUUCCAUGUCUACUCACCUCAGUUCGAGACCCUUGCGCUGUCCUCCGGUCUCCCGUAUUUCCAGCACCAGUGCCAUCCCGGCCCUUUCUGGCCGUUCAACCCUGCUGCUGCGGAAGCUGCCAAACGUCCCCCUGCGACAGCGACCCAGGGGCUUCCUGCUGCUGUGAUAAACGAGAUAAGAACAUGGGCAGAGGCCGAUGUGGCUUUCCUGAAUGUGACUGUAGCGGAUUGCUUUGUGGAGAGUAUCACGGGGGCGGGGGGGGUCGCGGCGCUGGGAUGCCGGAAGCAUUUUCUCAAGGACCGGCCAGUGAGGUUGUGGGAGGAGGAUAUUGUAGGGAUCUCCCUGCUGGUGUCCUUGGCUCGGAAUAUCACCCAGGCUGCCGCGACGGGGAGAAGCAUUGUUCAUGCGGCUGGCUCCUCCUCCUCCUCUUCCUCCUCCUCCUCUUCGUCUUCCUCGUCUGCUGGGGCUGUUCAGCACUUGAGUGCGUCUGGGGAGUCGGCAGUGGGGGCGCUGAUGCAAGGGGAGUUGGAGGGGGCGUGUGUGGGGCGUGGGCUGGACCUGGGGUAUUGCCAGCAGGACUUUGUGCUGCUGCCUUGGGGGAGUGGAGAGGUGGUGCUUACUCCUGUGGGGGGUGCUGCUGCUGCUGCUGCUGCUGCUGCUGAUACUGCUGGUGAAUGGAACAGAGUGUGUGGUGGCGAGGAAAUGUUGGAGUUCUGA